GACAAUGGGGAUAUUCAGGCUCUUGUAGAUGAGCUUAGGCAAGAGUUGAAUUAUCACAAGGACAUGAAUGCAAAUCUUCAGAUACAACUUCAGAAGACACAAGAAUCAAAUUCUGAGCUAAUUCUUGCUGUCCAAGAUCUAGAUGAAAUGUUGGAACAGAAAAACCAAGAAAUUGCUAACCUGUCCAACAAAUCAACGACGUGCGAUGAUGCUGAGAAGUUUCCAGAUGUUAUCUCCAACUCCAAGCAUGAAAUGAGUGAUGAAGAUGAUGAAGAGCAAAAAGCACUUGAGCAGCUUGUGAGACAGCAUAGCGAUGCCAAGGAAACAUACGUGCUAGAGCAAAAAAUCAUGGACCUGCAUGGUGAAAUUGAGAUCUACAGAAGAGACAGAGACGAUUUAGAGAUGCAGAUGGAGCAACUUGCCCUUGACUAUGAGAUACUGAAGCAAGAAAACCAUGACAUGUCAUACAAAUUGGAGCAAAGCCAGAUACAGGAACAAUUAAAGAUGCAGUAUGAAUGUUCCUCUUCGUAUGCCACUGCAAGUCAACUGGAAGCCCAGAUCGAGAGCUUGGAGAACGAGCUGAAGAAGCAAUCUGAAGAAUUCUCUGACUCUUUGGUCACAAUUAGUGAUCUUGAAGCUCAAGUCAGAAACUUGGAGGAAGAACUGGAAAAGCAAGCCCAGGGAUUUGAAGCUGAUUUGGGCGCGCUGACUCGUGAUAAAGUUGAACAAGAGCAGAGAGCGAUACGAGCUGAAGAAGCAUUGAGGAAGACUAGAUGGCAAAAUGCUAGCACAGCAGAGCGGCUUCAGGAGGAAUUUAAACGGCUCUCUGUCCAAAUGGCGUCCACUUUUGAGGCUAAUGAAAAAUUAGCUAGCAAAGCAUUGAACGAAGCUAACGAAUUCCGCCUACAGAAAAUGCACCUUGAAGAUAUGCUCCAGAAAUCGUCCGAGGAGCUCCAAUCUAUCAGAGACCAUUAUGAAGUAAAGAUUCUUGAGCUUUCCAGCCAGGUGAGUAAAAUGACAGGUCAAAUCGACAAGUUGCAGAGAGAAAUAGCCGAAAAAUCUGUGCAACUAGAGAGACAAGAAGAGCUCGUCAAGGAAACUCAGCAGCAUCAGUCACAGAAAGUUAUUAUCCUUGAAGCUGAGAUUGAAAAUCUAUUAGCAGACAAGAAAAUAUCUUCUGCUCAUGAUGAACAGAAGAAUAGCUUGAUGGCUGAAUUAGAUAAAAUGAGGACAUCAAUCAAGGAUAUGGAAUUGCUUGUCGAACAAGGUCGCAAUGAAAGAAGUGAACUGGAGACUAAGCUUGCAUCAGUAAGAAAAGAAGCUGAGGAGUCUUUGAAGGAAUUAAACAAUAUGAGGUCUCUUAAGGCUGAGAAGGAGGCAAUAGCUGGGAAACUGCAUUUGGAAAUGGAUAACCUUAAAUCGAGAUGCAAUGAAAUGAAAAGGAUGUUGUUUGAGGACGAGGUGGAGAAAGAAAAAUUGAAAAAGCAGGUGUCUCAAUUAAAAGGUGAUCUGAAGAAGAAAGAGGAUGCAUUGAAUAGCUUAGAUAAAAAGCUCAAGGAUGGCAAUAGUCGAAUAAUAGCUUCUAAUGGAAUGAAAGCAACAUCAAAGAACAACAAGUCCAUACCCACAUCUGCAGGCUCAAGAGAGGUUGCAAGUCUUAAAGAGAAGAUAAAGUUGCUUGAGCAGGGUCAGAUCAAGCUGAAGGAAAGUGCACUUGAGAGUUCAACAAAUUCAUUUUUGGAGAAGGAGAGAGAUCUUCAAGACAAAAUAGAGGAGUUAGAUAGAAGAUUAGAAGAUCUUAGUCAGAAUGCAGAAAGGCUGUCUGAACAAGAGUCCCGAAAGGUAGCUGCAGAUGCUCUAUGUCCAGGUUCUACGACAUGCACAAAAGAUGAAAGUUCCUUCACAGGGAAGAGCUGCAAUGGCUGUUCAUUUGACAAGGAAAAUGAAGCCUCAGCGUCUAAUACAAGACAUCUCGAGGAAUUGUCCAGCGAAAUUGAACUACUGAGGGAGAGGAACAAUGUAAUGGAAGAAGAACUGAAGGAAAUGCAAGAGAGAUAUUCAGAAAUAAGCCUCAAGUUUGCUGAGGUAGAAGGAGAAAGACAACAACUAGUAAUGAAAUUGCGAAAACGCUAAAAAGAAACCAUAAGACAGUUCCAACUUCCAAAGAAGUGAUUACUAAAAUUGUCAAAAUAAAUGUAAAUUGGUGAGGAAAAAUUCAUCAUUUUAAAGUUUUGUUUCUUGCAUAUAAUGUUUGACUUUUUAGUCCUAGAUAUUAUACAAGAAUGUAAAAUAGUUUAGCUAAAUAGGUUGUGAUUAGUUAUUGGUAAUAUCUUCUGUUUAUGAAAAUACUCUUUUCUUUUUAUCA
Messenger RNA from Nicotiana tabacum (common tobacco), 2365 nucleotides. The record is from RefSeq and is a predicted model, not a curated record. Lineage: Eukaryota; Viridiplantae; Streptophyta; Magnoliopsida; Solanales; Solanaceae.